UCGGCAGUGGUCAGCUGACCGACUAGAUCUGACCGUCUUUGGGACAAACGGACGAAACGACUCGAGAAGAAGGGUUAUCUCUGCGUCUUAUUCUCCACGGAGGGAGACGUUUUCCACCCAGCCCCCUGUUCCAGUAGGACCGCUGUUUUUGACACGUCACCAUAAUGUCGGGGAACAGCUUGGUUCUACCCAUAGUGCUCUGGGGCCGCAUGGCUCCCACCCACUGCAUCAGCAGCCUGCUGGUGAUGGACGACUUCAACACCAUCAUCACCGGCUGCCACGACGGACAGAUCUGCCUCUGGGACAUGACGCCUGAGCUGGAGAUUUGUCCCAGAGCCAUGCUGUUUGGUCACACGGCCUCCAUCACCUGCCUGUCCAAAGCGAGCGCGUGCAGCGACAAACAGUACAUCGUCAGCGCGUCUGAGAGCGGGGAGAUGUGUCUGUGGGACGUGAACGACGGACGCUGCAUCGAGUUCACAAAGCUGGCGUGCGCUCACAUUGGCAUACAGUACUACCAGUUCACCAUCGGCACACAGCGGGAGGGGCGUCUGCUCUGUAACGGUCACUACCCAGAAAUCCUGGUGGUGGAUGCCACCAGCCUGGAGGUCCUGUACUCGCUGGUUUCUAAGAUCUCUCCUGACUGGAUCAGCUCCAUGAGCAUCAUCCGAUCGCACCGCACACAGGAGGACACGGUGGUGGCGGUGUCGGUGACGGGCAUCCUGAAGGUCUGGAUCAUAACAGCUGAGGUCAGCAGGAUGCAGGAUCUUUCUUUGUCUCUUCAGGACUUGGACCCCGUGUUUGAAGAGGAGUCCAAACCCAUCUACUGCCAGAGCUGCCAGAGCAUCUCCUUCUGCACCUUCACUCAGAGCAGCCUGCUGGUCGUCUGCUCCAAAUACUGGAGGGUGUUCGAUGCAGGUGAUUACUCGCUGCUCUGCUCGGUGUCCAGUGACAAUGACCAGGCCUGGACGGGAGGAGAGUUCAUCGCUGCGGACAAGGUCAUCAUCUGGACCGAGGACGGCUGCAGUUACAUCUACAAACUGCCGGCCAGCUGUCUGCCUGCUAGUGAACAUUUCCGCAGUGAUGUCGGUAAAACCAAAGAAGGUUCUAUCCCUCCGCUGGUCUACAGCAUCGCUGACCGCUCAGACAAACAGCUCCUCAUCUGCCCUCCCGUGACUCGGUUCUUCUUCGGCCGGAGGGAGCCCUUCCAUAAGCUGCUGAUCCAGGGAGACUCAGCGGGAAGACUGACCCUCUGGAGCAUCCCAGACAUCUCACCUCUGCAGCCACAGUCAACCUCUGCAGAGUUGCAGGUAUCGUCCACCGUCAGCCUGCAGGAGGCGUUUGAUAAGCUGACCCCGGUGUCCUCUGGGAUCAUCGACCAGCUCAGCGUGCUGCCGGGCAAAGAGGAACCUAUCAAGGUGACGGCCAGCGUGUACAUCCCCUCUCAGGGUCGCCUGGUGUGCGGGAGGGAAGACGGCAGCAUCAUCCUGGUUCCCGCCACUCAGACGGCCAUCGUCCAGCUGCUGCAGGGCGAGCACAUGCUCCGGAGAGGCUGGCCGCCUCACCGCACCCUGCGAGGCCACCGGAACAAGGUGACCUGCGUCCUGUACCCGUACCAGGUCUCGCCGCGCUACGACCAGCGCUCGCUGGUGUCAGGAGGAGUGGACUUCUCCGUCAUCGUCUGGGACAUUUUCACCGGCGAGAUGAAGCACAUCUUCUGCGUCCACGGAGGGGAGAUCACCCAGCUCAUCGUUCCGCCGGAAAACUGCAGCACUCGGGUGCAGCACUGCGUCUGCUCGGUGGCCAGCGACCACUCCGUCGGCCUGCUCAGUCUCAGGGAGAGGAAGUGCAUCAUGCUCGCGUCGCGGCACCUUUUCCCCAUCCAAGUCAUCAAGUGGCGCCCGGCCGAUGACUACCUGGUGGUGGGAUGCUCUGAUGGGUCUGUGUACGUCUGGCAGAUGGACACAGGAGCGUUGGACCGCUGUGGGAUGGGAAUAACUGCAGUAGAGAUCCUGAACGCCUGUGACGAGCUGGCACCGGCUACCGUGGAUGCUCUGAGCCACUCGGCGGUGAACCUGAAGCAGGCGAUGACCCGCCGCAGCCUGGCGGCGCUGAAGAACAUGGCUCAGCACAAACUGCAGACGCUCGCCACCAACCUGCUGGCUGCAGACAACGCUGACAAGGGCAACUUGCCAAAAUAUUCCCACAAUGCCCUGGUGGUCCAGGCGAUGAAGACCAACCUGACGGACCCCGACAUGCACGUGCUGUUCUUUGACGUGGAGGCGGUGAUCAUCCAGCUGCUGACGGAGGAAGCCCAGAGACCGAACCCCACGCUGGUGUCCCCGGAGACGCUGCAGAAGAGCCAGGCUGGAGCCGACAAGGGCGGAUCCUUGCUGGCCCAUAAGAUCUUUAAACAGGUGAAGGAGACCAUGAAGGAGACCAUUAAGGAGCAUCUGCUGGAUGAAGAUGAGGAUGAAGAGGAGGAGAUGAGGAGGCGCGAAGAGAAGUCGAAGUCUCUGAGUCUGCUCGAGUACAACCUGACAAUGGACACAGCCAAGCUCUUCAUGUCCUGUCUGCACGCCUGGGGCCUCAAUGAACAGCUGGACACCAUCUGUCUGGAGCGACUGGGCAUGCUCAGACCACACUGUCCCAUUUCCUUUGGCCUGAUCUCCAGAGGAGGGCACAUGUCCCUCAUGCUGCCCACCUUCAAGGAGUCUCUGCUUCGUCAGCUAUCCCUGGCAACGGGUCGGAAACUAACUCUGUCUGACAUUGUGGGGAAGGGGACGUACGGUGUGUCGAGGGCCGUCACCACGCAGCACCUCCUGUCCGUUAUCUCACUGGCCAACACUCUGAUGGGCAUGACCAAUGCCACCUUCGUUGGAGAGCACAUGAAGAAAGCACCGACCAGGCCUCCCAGACCAGGAGGAACCCCGGAGACUCCUCGCCGGACGCCUGCUGCCCCCCCUCAGCCCUCCAACCCGGCGCUACAGGCCCAGAUCAAACAAGGUUGGAGCCAGCUGGCAGCCAUGCACUGCGUGAUGCUCCCCGACCUCCUUGGAUUGGACAAGUUCAGACCGCCGCUGCUGGAGAUGCUGGCGAGGCGAUGGCAGGAUCGCUGUCUGGAGGUGCGAGAAGCAGCCCAGGCUCUUCUGCUGGCUGAACUGAGGAGGAUCGGCCAGUCAGGACGCAAAGACACCAUCGACAUGUGGGCUCCAUACUUGCCCCAGUACGUGGACGCAGUCAGCUCUCCUGGGACAAACACCGAGACUUCCCCUCCGGCUCCGCCUCCACCCGAGGCUCAGCCGGUAGAAACCAAGGCUCCUGAGGAGGAAAUGGACGUCACCGAUGAUGACAUCACAGCAGGUUGUCUGUCCAACCUCCCACCAAACGCCAAGAAGAUCUCCAACUCUUACGAGGAGCGCCGUAAACAGGCCACCGCCAUCGUCCUGCUGGGAGUCAUCGGGGCCGAAUUCGGCGCAGAGAUCGAACCCCCGAAGGGCUCGGGCCGGGCUCGAGCCGGUGGGCAGGCGCCCGAAGGUUUCGGACUGACCAGCGGAGGGUCGUCCAACUACUCCCUGGCCAGACACACGUGUAAGGCCCUGACCUUCCUGCUGCUGCAGCCUCCCAGCCCCAAGCUGCCUGCCCACAGCACCAUCCGCCGCACCGCCAUCGAUCUGAUUGGUCGAGGCUUCACCGUGUGGGAGCCUUACAUGGACGUGUCGGCGGUGCUCAUGGGACUGCUGGAGCUGUGCGCCGAUGCCGAGAAGCAGCUCGCCAAUGUCACCAUGGGUUUGCCCCUCAACCCGCCGGCAGAUUCGGCCCGCUCAGCCCGCCACGCCCUCUCUCUUAUUGCCACCGCUCGGCCGCCUGCCUUCAUCACCACCAUUGCAAAAGAGGUUCAUCGGCACAACGCCGCUCAGGCGAACUCUCAGUCACAGCAGAACGUUCACACGACGACUCUGGCCAGAGCCAAGAUGGAGAUCCUGCGAGUUAUCGACAUCCUGAUUGAGAAGAUGCCCGGAGAUGUCGUAGAUCUGCUGGUUGAAGUGAUGGAUAUCAUCAUGUACUGUAUUGAAGGUUCUCUGGUGAAGAAGAAAGGACUGCAGGAGUGCUUCCCUGCUAUUUGCAAGUUCUACAUGGUCGGCUAUUGUGACCGCAGUCAUCGCAUCGCCGUGGGAGCUCGCCAGGGUUCGGUGGCCCUCUACGAUGUCCGCACGGGAAAAUGUCAGAACAUCCACGGUCACAAAGGUCCAAUCACGGCCGUGUCGUUCGCCCCUGAUGGUCGUUAUCUGGCAACAUACUCAAACGCCGACAGCCACAUCUCCUUCUGGCAGAUGAACACCAGUCUGCUGGGCAGCAUCGGGAUGCUGAACUCGGCUCCUCAGCUUCGCUGCAUCAAGACUUACCAGGUUCCUCCUGUCCAGCCGGCCUCCCCGGGCUCCCAGAACCACCUGAAGCUCGCCCGUCUCAUCUGGACCUCCAACCGCAACGUCAUCCUGAUGGCCCACGACGGCAAAGAGCAUCGCUUCAUGGUCUAAAAUUCGAGCUGUAUUUAAUUCUGACAGACCUGGGCCUGGUAUAGGGUUUUCAAUGUGAAGCAGACUCUGGAAAGCUGCAGUCUGGAUUCAGCUGGUGGUAAUUUUGGUAUUUGCAGCUCAGACGACACUUUGGAGGCCAGGUCUUAGAGCUGAUAGUUGAGGUAAGGAAUGGUAAAAACCCAGCUCAGGUCCAGGUUUGGACCAGAUUCAUGUUCUUGUUUUAUCUCCUGCAGUAAUCAUUGUAAGGAAAGUGACCGUGUGAUAUCUUUAUAGGCCGUGAUAGAAGGCUUGUUUACAUGAUUUGAAUUGAUGUAUUUUUAAUAAUUUACAAUUUGCCAUUCCUAUUUAUUUGCUGUUGAUGCUGGAUGUUACAGACCCUCCAAAUCGUCUCCUGUUCAGUUUUUAUUUGUUCCAAAAAUUUACAUCUUAAGCAUUUUCCAAGUGUUGGUAUUUACUUUGAUUAAAAGCCGAUUUAAAAUUUGCAUUCAUUUGGGAGCAAAUAGUGAAAUUAAUUUGUUUCUCCACACUGACCUCUGUAAGACGAAUAUGUGCUUUUCACAUUUCAAGCUGCAUAAAUGUGCGCGAGUACUUUUGUGACACGUUGGAAGCUUUUGCAACCUCUCUGGCUUCACACAGAAGGUUGUGUGUGUCUGCACCCUUGUGUAUUUUCACUGUUAAACACACAUUCUCACUUCAGACUGCUUGUCCUAAAAGCACGGUCAUAGUAAAGCGUUGGAGGUGUAGCUGCCUUUACUGCAGAUAUGUAAAAGCAGAUGAAUUAAUGCUGCUUAGGUCCCCUUUAGAUUUAAAUUACAUUGGAUGAAUGGUCACCACUGAGUUUUUGCAGUUUUUUUGAAAUGGCAAAGCUCAGUUUAGUUCCCAUUGGUUGGUCAAUUUUAAAAAUAUAUAUAUAUAUAUAUAUAUAUAAAAUUGUUAAUUUGACUUUGAUUUCAGGUGGCUCUUCUUCAGCAACUUCAUAAACCCAAAUGUUCACCUUUUGGUGUAAAAUCCUAGAGGAAGUGCCUCCAUUUCCUCUUCAUAUUAUGGCUGAUCAUUCUACUCCCACAAGGUUUUUAUGGAUGUUUGUGACUCUAAGAAAGAAAAAACUCUUGGAUUUAUAAUUUGAUGGAAAUAUUGAGUUUUGGUUGUGUGUUUCUAUGCAGAUGAUGUUGCUUUAUAUUUGUUAGGUGAACACCGUUCCUCCUCCUCCUGGCAACUUCCAUUCAUUCAGCUGCCAUCUGACUAUUUGAAAGUCUAUCCUCUUUAGUGUAUCACCAUGUAAACUAAUAUUUUUGGCCCACUUAAAUUAACCAAGCUACAUAGUUAAAUUGGAUGCAAAGGGAUAUUUUCAUAGGAUGAAGUUUGCCAUUUUUGGGGGGCUUUUGUGUUUUAUCCUUUUAAUCUGAGCCUUAUAACUUUGAGCCAUUUUGAUGUGCAAAUCUGACGUUUUCGUCUUUGGUCAAGGAAAGAAGUUAAACGGCUAAACAAAUCGUCAUUUUCAUUUAAACUACUUCUAUUUCUUCUUCCAGUGAAAUCUGACCAUUCCUCUCACUUCCACAAGGUUUCGCUGGACUUUCUCUUUUCAAAGGUUAAAACUCUCUUAACGGUUUAUACAUUUAAGAGAAAGGUUUGAAUUGUCUAUUUUUUUCCUGGACUGUUUCUUUGCAGAUGAUAACGCUGUAUAUUUGACAGAUGGAUGUGAGCACUUCCUCUUCUUCCAAUUCACAUCUGACUUUUCAAAGAAAUCUGACUAUAAAUGUGUACAUAUUCAGUUAAUGUAGCCUCAGAACCGCUGCGUAAUGUAGUCUGUUCAUGUUGUACAGUGAGCAUCUGUCUUGUUUCACGUGUAUGUGUUGUGGCUACUGUGGCAAAUUUCCAUUUUCAAGCUUCCAUGGGUUUUUGUUUUUUUUUUUGGAAAAUUUGCUUUUUCUAUUGGUUUUAACAAGGAGGACCAAAUUUAUUUAGGAUUAGUUAAACCGGCCAAAAUGAAAAGUAUUCUUUUAACACUAAAAAUAUGAUACAGAGGCACAUUUAUAUUUAAAUGUUAACUUUCUAGAUUUACCUCAUUUGCCCAAAGCCAAGUGCAUCCAUCACUUAUUAGGAGGAAGAUGAUGAAAUUUAACAAUAUCACACUAACAGUAGCUGCACAUACUGAUUUUACAGUCCUACAGUGGGAAAGAUGAACUCUGUUGGUACGUGGUUACAUCACUGUUAGGUGUGCUUACAAAUGCAACAAAGAACAUUUCCAACUGCAUAAUUUUAAGCUCGAUUCUUUGUGGUUCACACAUUUUGCACAUUAAUAUGAACCUUUUUAGUGCUCAGAGUUUUAUUCAGAAUGUAAAUUCUAUCUAUAUAUAAAUAUAUAUGCAAAUAUAUUUAUAGUGUUUUCUGUCAGUCGUACCAAGCUUAGAUUCUCCUGAUUCUUGCUUCUACUUUCCCCACUCCACAUUCUCCUCCCUCCAUCUGUCAGUUUCAUUAGUGCCGCCAGAAAGCGCCCAACACCGUUACACACCUGUAAACCCGAGCGUGUCAAAGCUUUUCACAAGUUCCUCCAGCAUUUCGUCAGGCGGCUUCUUUUUGAAAACAUGCGCACACACACAAACAGUCCAGCAGGUCCUGACAGCUUUGAGAUCUUAAUCUUUCGUUUUCUCCAGCACACUUAACAGUUUGAGAAACUACGUUUUUGGCAGCCUCUUGGGGGAGGAAGGGUGAGAAAAAUGAAGGAAGCUGAAGAGUAAGUAACAAGUGAGGAAGAUCAGGUCAUCCACCCAGAAAAAGAAGGUUCUGCUGUGAAGGUAGUGAACCAAAAUGGGCAGGAGAACCUUCUGGGGAUUUGUUUUUUUUUUUUUUUUUUUUUAAACAAUAUCAGGUACAUUUUACUGAAAAUAUCCAAACUGGAGAUGGUUUUUAAAAAACAAACACCUCAGCCACCCAGCUGUUCACAACAAAGUGAAGCAGUUGUUACUUGAAUAUAGAAAUUCUCCCAUUUUCUGCUUAUAUUUUCUUCCUCUUCUACAGUCGACCACACAGUCUACACUAAAUGAAUGUUUCUUAUUUUGGUUUGAUUUUAUUUAUUGUUUACAGGCGCCUCAAUCUACAUAUUUAAGAGUGUGUGGUGUAUUGCAUGUAUGAGAUUACAUUGAUGUAACAGAGCAUCCUGUAAAUGUGCUGUGUAUUAAAAACAAUGUUGACUUU
Messenger RNA from Archocentrus centrarchus (flier cichlid), 7730 nucleotides. RefSeq names its product WD repeat domain 7 (gene wdr7). Bases 165 to 4535 code for a protein of 1456 amino acids. Gene Ontology annotation, cellular component: cytoplasm. Gene Ontology annotation, molecular function: protein binding. The record is from RefSeq and is a predicted model, not a curated record. The transcript is spliced from 30 exons. Lineage: Eukaryota; Metazoa; Chordata; Actinopteri; Cichliformes; Cichlidae.